GCGGUUCGAGAGCGAGCGGGAGCGGCGUUUGCGCGCGUCGCGACGCGGCGCUUGCGGCCGGCCUUUAAGGUCGGUGGAAGCGAGCGACGGCAGAAUCGCGCGAGCCACAGUGCCAUUCGGACACGCGGACAGUCUUUCUCGUCGCGGCGGAGGAUCGGUCGCGCCGUGUACCAGUCGUACAACGCAGCCCUCUUCUCUCUCUCUCUCGUCUCGUCUGUAUAUCGCGUAUACCUUUCGGCCUCCCCCGUCCCCUUUCUCUCCCCGUCCAACGACAUUUCCACGAUCGACCGUGUUUUAUUCGUCUCUCCCUUUCUUUCCCCUUCGUCUCGUUAUCCGAGUGUUUGUGCGCGCGGUGCUGGUGGAGGAAGAGGAGGAGGAGGAGGAGGAGGAGGACAUUGACGAAUCGAACACUCUCCCCCCCCUCGAUAGCAACGAACCGAAAAUUCCGCCAACGUUUCAACUCGAGGAGUGACACGCUCGUCGCGCAACACCGUGUCCUCUCUCUGCUCUCUGUGGCCUUGUUUGUUUGUUGUUCAUCGUUGUUGGUGUAGAAGAGUGUAGAGGAAGAAGAGGAAGAGGAGGAGGAGGAGGAGGAGGAGGACUGUUGCAUUUAUCGGUUGUUCGCGCCCGUUGAUCGGUCUUGUUGCGUUUCUUUGUUCCGUUUCCUGUUCUUUUUUUUUUUGUUUCUUUUCGCCUUCGAGGUGAAACAGUGAAACGGACAUCGUUCGGGGAACGAGAAAAAAAGAAAGAAAGAAAGGAAGGAAGGAAGGAAGGAAGGAAGGUGUGAUCUGUUGUGAUCCGUUCGAGGACGAGGACGCUGGACUCGGGUGGAUCUUGGGGUGUCUUGUGCGGUGGGGAGCUUCUUCGAUUUCUGCCAGCCUCGUCCCGUCCACCUCUGCUUCCUGUAGCCAGGUUGACCUACCACGCCAAGACGCCACACCGCAUACCCCACAUCCACAUGGUGCAGACAGGCAUGGCUGCGCCCUAUGGUGGGGGUGUCUUCCCCCCGCCGGUGAACGGCGUAGCGGGUGUCGUGGGGGCGGCAGGGGCUGCCGGUGAGGUGAAACCACCACCCCCGGUGCCGGUGAAAGAGGACAACAGCGGCGCACCCCAACAGCCACCACCCAGCGGCCCCCAGGUCCCACCGCCGGCUGGUGCCCCACAUCCAACCGCCCCCGGUGCCCCGACCGCGGCCAGCUUCAGCCCGCCCCCGCCUCCGAACGGCGUCGAUCAACAGGCUAUUUCGGAGGUGUUUCAGGCAGCAGUGGCGGCCGCGGCAGCAGCGGCCGCGGGAGGCGGUGGCCAGCAACCCGCCCCCACACCCGCCGGCAACGAGAGCAACCCCGAGGGCGCCGUCGAGGGCAGCGCCCUGGUACCUGUCACUUCAGGUGCAACCACACCUGCCACCGCAACACAGGGUACAGACCUGAAAGGUCAACCGAAACGCCUUCACGUCAGCAAUAUACCUUUCCGCUUCCGAGACCCUGAUCUCAGGGCAAUGUUUGGGCAAUUCGGGCCGAUCCUCGACGUGGAAAUCAUAUUUAACGAAAGAGGAAGCAAGGGAUUCGGUUUUGUAACAUUCGCAAAUAGUGCUGACGCGGACCGGGCACGUGAGAGGCUACACGGCACCGUGGUUGAGGGCAGAAAGAUUGAGGUGAACAACGCGACAGCGAGGGUGCAGACGAAAAAACCACCGACGGUACCCAACGUAUGCGUACAAUGGCCAGAGGCCGCGGCACUGAGAGGAGUCGCCAUCCAAAGGGGACGAGUGGGCGCUGCGAGGGCGGCUUUCCCGACUAGUGCAGCGGCAUUGGCCCUCGCGAGGAACCCGGGGCCACUCGCAGCUGCGGCUGCGGCUACGGCCCUGCAUCCCUUCGCACCUGCCGUUUAUUACGACCCGUUCCUAGCAGCACAUGCGGCGACACAGGAUCCCAACUACAGGCUACAGCUGGAAUGGCCUCAAGCAACAGCUGACGCCGCGGCAGCAGCAGCUGCAGCGUCACCAUUGCUGAAGACGCCCCUCUCGACGGCGCAGCAGGCCACCUACGCAGCUGCAGCGACCUACACGGCAGUGGCUGCGCGCGCAUACAGCGCAGCUGCAGCUGCGGCACAACCGGUCGCAGGAUAUGCCGCAGUCGCGGGUUAUGGGCGUGAAUACGCUGAUCCCUAUCUUGGACAUGGUAUUGGACCAGUAGCCGGAUAUGGGGCGACCGUGUACAGGGGCGGCUACAACAGGUUCACGCCAUAUUAAAAAUGGUCAAAUAUCGAAGCGCGAGCCUUCCAAGUACACCGUCGUUGUACUCAGCUGAAUGUGACCAGAACAAACAGAAAUCGACACAAUCAUCAUCGUCAUCCGCCAUCGAUCACGAUCACCCCACGAAGCGAUGCCUGGAUCCUCCGCGCAUGCUGACGCUAGCCUUCUUCGUAGCAGUACGAGAUCGUCGACUUUGCCUCUCAUCCACGCGGAAAAGAAGCAAAAUUUUCCCUAAAAGGAAACAUCCAGCCAUCGUGGACGAAGCUCCAAUCAAGUCCAAGUUACCAAGGUGUCGACUAAUCACGAAGAACUACCAUUCAGAAGCAAAGAAAUUGGAAGAAGGAAAUGGAUACAGGCCGCGCACGGUUCCAGGAUCUUCGAGAGGAAGAGAAGAAAAAUUGGCGAAUUAUUGUGGAUGAGAGUAAU
Messenger RNA from Apis mellifera (honey bee), 2680 nucleotides. RefSeq names its product RNA binding protein fox-1 homolog 2. Gene Ontology annotation, biological process: nervous system development; regulation of alternative mRNA splicing, via spliceosome. Gene Ontology annotation, molecular function: mRNA binding. The transcript has 15 exons. The record is from RefSeq and is a predicted model, not a curated record. Lineage: Eukaryota; Metazoa; Arthropoda; Insecta; Hymenoptera; Apidae. The coding region runs from base 959 to 2251 and encodes 430 amino acids. Gene Ontology annotation, cellular component: nucleus; cytoplasm.